CAUUCCCAUAUACACUCACAUCCAUCAAAUUGAUUCACUACAACCACACGUCAUCAACCUUCUAAUUCUGUUGGAGCAAUGGCGUCUCUUGCAACCUUCACACCCACCACCACCACCAUCAAGGGCCUUGCUGGCAGUUCCAUUACCGGAACCAAGCUUAACCUGAGGCCUGCUCGUCAGAGUCUCAAACCCACUUCUUACAGAGCUGGAGCUGUGGUAGCUAAAUAUGGUGACAAAAGUGUGUACUUUGAUUUGGAGGAUUUGGGUAACACCACUGGUGAAUGGGAUGUGUAUGGUUCAGAUGCUCCUUCACCCUACAACCCCCUCCAGAGCAAGUUCUUUGAGACAUUCGCCGCACCCUUUACCAAGAGAGGAUUGCUACUCAAGUUCUUGAUAUUGGGAGGUGGUUCCACCCUUGCUUACUUCAGCUCCACCGCCACAGGAGACGUGUUGCCGAUCGUGAAGGGCCCACAACUUCCACCAAAGCUUGGUCCACGUGGCAAAAUCUAAUCUGAUCAUUCAUCAACAACCAACAGACAAUUUCAUAUGUGUUGAAUGUAUCAUUGAUGUGUAAAUCAAGUAUGAAUUCAUGUGUUAAUGAGUGUUUACCUGAUGCAUCUAUCUUCAAUGAAUCUUUAAGCGAGUUAAGCUUUAAACUUUGUGACGA
Helianthus annuus (common sunflower) is the source of this 667-nucleotide messenger RNA. Its product is annotated as photosystem I reaction center subunit VI, chloroplastic. NCBI's taxonomy places the organism in Eukaryota, Viridiplantae, Streptophyta, Magnoliopsida, Asterales, Asteraceae. Gene Ontology annotation, biological process: photosynthesis. Bases 79 to 510 code for a protein of 143 amino acids. The record is from RefSeq and is a predicted model, not a curated record. Gene Ontology annotation, cellular component: photosystem I; chloroplast thylakoid membrane; photosystem I reaction center. The transcript is spliced from 3 exons.